GCAGGACGGGGCGCCGACAAUUUCACUGUUCAGCGGUACCGUCCACGUGAAUAUCUCAUGUCAAAGUGCCUAAUGUGGAAAGCAUCGGAAACAUCGGGUUCUGGUUUUUAGUUACCACACCUGAGGAUACCUUACAUUUCUUUCCAACACCACCUCCACUAAUGUUUCGUCGUUCAGGCCAAUCCUUUGCUUCUGACCUCGGUCGCCGGUCGUUCUCGGUGUCGGCUUCUCGAAGGAGUUAUGCUGACACUAUACCCAACCUACGUAUUCACAAAGACACCAAAGUACUUUGUCAGGGUUUCACUGGAAAGAUGGGAACCUUUCACGUAAAGCAGGCUUUGGCUUAUGGAACGAACAUGGUUGGGGGUGUCUCCCCAGGAAAAGGUGGCCAAACGCAUCUUGGUCUCCCAGUCUUCGGUAGUGUCAAGGAGGCCACACGGGCAGUAAAGCCAGAUGCAACUAUCCUUUAUGUUCCUCCCCCAUUUGCUGCUGAUGCCAUCAUCGAGGCCAUCGAGAACGAGAUUGGUUUGAUUGUCUGCGUAACGGAGGGUAUUCCUCAGGCCGACGAAAUUAAGGUUAUGAAUGCUUUGAAGAGCCAAUCUAAAUCUCGCCUUGUGGGGCCCAACUGCCCCGGUAUCAUUGAUCCACUAGGCUGUAAAAUGGGUAUCCAGCCUGGCCAUAUCCACAAGCCAGGAAAGAUCGGCAUCGUUUCGCGUUCUGGAACCCUUACAUAUGAAGCUGUCGCUCAGACCACCGGUGUUGGUCUCGGUCAAUCACUUUGUAUUGGCAUUGGUGGCGAUCCAUUCCCCGGCACUCAGCAUGUAGAUGCCCUCAAGGUUUUCAUGGAAGAUGAUGCGACUGAGGGUAUUGUCGUCAUCGGUGAAAUUGGUGGUUCGAUGGAAGAGGAGGCUGCCGAGUACCUUGAAAAAUACAACAAGACUCGCAGCAAGCCUAAACCUGUCGUCGGGUUCAUCGCCGGACGCACUGCCCCCCCUGGGAGACGUAUGGGUCAUGCUGGUGCUAUCAUUUCCGGCGGCAAAGGCGCUGCAGUAGAUAAAAUCGCUGCUCUUGAGAGAGCUGGUGUUUUAGUGGCGGACAGUCCGGCAAAGAUUGGUGCUGAGAUGCUCAAGGCAAUGAAGGCAGCAGGUCUCGUGUAGAUAGAGUCUUAGUUAUACCAGUGCUACAUAGUGUACCACAUUUCAAUUUAUUGGUUUUCAAUAUUC
Molecule: messenger RNA, 1223 nt
Organism: Suillus paluster
Lineage: Eukaryota; Fungi; Basidiomycota; Agaricomycetes; Boletales; Suillaceae
Product: succinyl-CoA synthetase-like protein
Exons: 8
Coding region: 162-1157 (331 amino acids)
Biological process (GO): tricarboxylic acid cycle
Cellular component (GO): succinate-CoA ligase complex (ADP-forming); mitochondrion
Molecular function (GO): succinate-CoA ligase (ADP-forming) activity; succinate-CoA ligase (GDP-forming) activity
Source: RefSeq, a predicted model, not a curated record